AUGACUUCAGCACCCACGGUACAGCCGAAAUUCCUGCCCAGUCGCCAUGACUUGGGUCUUGUUGCGGUUGGCUUCUCUGGAGGCCAGACCAAAGCAGGUGUUGAUGCCGCUCCCAUGGCCCUCAUCGAGGCAGGCCUGAUCCAGCAACUGGAAGAGGACCUCGAUUUCAGCGUUACCUACGAUGGCCAAGUCCACUCCUAUACUGAUAUCAUGCCCAAAGAGGACCCGGAUUACCGCAACAUGAAGAAGCCGAGAGCUGUCAGCGCCGUCACCCGCGCCUUGAGCCAACAGGUCUAUGAGCACGCCAAGAGCGGCAAGUUCGUACUGACGCUGGGUGGAGACCAUUCAAUUGCCAUUGGAACCGUCUCCGGCACGGCGAAGGCGGCGCGGGAACGACUUGGGAAGGAAAUAGCUGUCAUCUGGGUGGAUGCACACGCGGAUAUCAAUACUCCGGAGACUUCUGGGAGCGGCAACAUCCACGGCAUGCCGGUUGCGUUCCUGACCGGGCUGGCGACGGAAAAGGACGAGGAUAUAUUCGGUUGGAUACAGGACGACCAGCGUAUCAACGUCAAAAAGCUAGUCUACAUUGGGCUCCGGGAUAUCGACCGCGGAGAGAAGAAGAUCCUAAAGGAGCAUGGCAUCAAAGCGUUCUCGAUGCAUGAUAUCGACAAGCAUGGUAUUGGUAGAGUCAUGGACAUGGCACUUGGUUGGAUCGGAAGCGAUACGCCCAUCCAUCUGUCCUUCGACGUCGACGCCAUAGACCCAAUGUGGGCUCCGAGCACCGGAACGCCAGUCCGAGGCGGCCUGACGCUUCGUGAAGGCGACUUCAUCGCCGAGUGCGUUGCCGAGACGGGCUCUCUCAUUGCUCUAGAUCUGGUAGAAGUCAACCCCAGUCUAGAUAUCAAGGGAGCUAGCGACACGGUCCGAGCAGGUUGCUCAAUCGUUCGCUGCGCCUUGGGGGACACACUGCUAUGA
Mytilinidion resinicola is the source of this 975-nucleotide messenger RNA. Its product is annotated as Ureohydrolase. Gene Ontology annotation, cellular component: nucleus; cytosol; cytoplasm. Gene Ontology annotation, molecular function: manganese ion binding; arginase activity. The record is from RefSeq and is a predicted model, not a curated record. The coding region runs from base 1 to 975 and encodes 324 amino acids. The transcript has 3 exons. NCBI's taxonomy places the organism in Eukaryota, Fungi, Ascomycota, Dothideomycetes, Mytilinidiales, Mytilinidiaceae.